Molecule: messenger RNA, 954 nt
Organism: Pogona vitticeps (central bearded dragon)
Lineage: Eukaryota; Metazoa; Chordata; Lepidosauria; Squamata; Agamidae
Source: RefSeq, a predicted model, not a curated record
AUGACCCAGUGGAAUCAGACCACUGUGUCAGAAUUCAUUCUUGCAGGAUUCACAGACAAUCCCCAGCUCCACAUUUCCCUUUUUGUUGUGUUCCUGACCAUCUAUGUAACCACCCUUCUGGGAAAUGUGGGGAUGAUUGCAUUGAUUCGCCUUGACUCGCAACUUCAGACCCCCAUGUACUUUUUCCUCCGCAACCUGUCCUUCUCGGAUAUCUGCUACUCCACUGUCAUUGUCCCCCAAACACUGGUGAACUUCUGGGCUGAGAAGAAAGCCAUUUCAUUUGCUGGGUGUGCUGCCCAGUUUUAUUUCUAUGCUGUCUUUGCCACUGUGGAGUGCCUCCUACUCGCUGCCAUGGCCUAUGAUCGUUAUGUAGCAAUCUGCAAUCCGCUGCUGUAUCCGCUUGUCAUGUCGAAGAGAGUCUGUCUGGGGCUUGUGCUGGCUUCGUAUCUGGCAGGAUGUGUGAACGGUGCAAUACACACCCACACCACCUUCCGCCUUCCCUUCUGUAGCUCCAAUGUUGUCGACCACUUCUUCUGUGAUGUACCCUUUAUACUAAAGCUUGCUUGCUCCAAUACCAUGCUCAACCGCACCCUGCUUUUUGUGAUCUCUUCCCUGGUAGGCCUCUGCUCGUUCCUCACCAUCCUUAUCUCUUACAUUUACAUCCUUGUCGCCAUCAAGAAGAUCAGCUCAUCUGAUGGAAAGAAGAAAACCUUAUCCACCUGUGCCUCCCAUUUGAUGGCUGUCACCUUAUUCUAUACAACUAUUCUUUUCAUCUACCUGAAGCCCACUUCUAGGUCCUCUGAAGAACAAGACCAGGUUGCUGCUGUCUUCUAUACUAUGGUGAUUCCCAUGGUAAACCCUCUGAUCUACAGUCUGAGGAAUAAAGAUGUGAAAAAGGCCCUGAAAGAAAAGCAAAAUGAACUUCUCUUCUCUUCUGCCAUUCAGCCUAGCUGA